ACGCACUGCUAAUGCUAGCAGGCAGUCAGACGUGACGGAGAAGCCUGCCUUCGCAUAGCUCAAUAGCUCUUUCAGUGCCUGCCCUGCUGUGUGUUCCUGUCCUUCGGCUCGUGGAGAGAGGUCGGCUUCGCGGUCAUGGCGAACCUUCAGACAGUCAAUGACAGGGAGGCGGAGGCUGCCAGGGCCAAUCUGAACGGAGGGGAUGACGGAACGAAAACCCUGAUCCGCCGGUCGCUGCAGGCCCGGGAAUUUGCCUACUGCCCCUACAGCAAGUUUCGUGUGGGGGCAGCUGUGCUGGCCCACGACGGGACCAUUUUUACAGGUUGUAAUGUGGAGAAUGCUUGCUACAACCUGGGCAUUUGUGCAGAGCGGAACGCCAUUUCAAAAGCUGUGUCAGAGGGAUACCAGAGCUUCAGGGCUAUUGCAAUUGCAAGUGACUUACAUGAGCAGUUCAUUUCCCCCUGUGGAGGCUGCCGACAGUUCAUGAGGGAGUUUGGUGACAGCUGGGAUGUGUUCCUGACGAAGCCGGACGGGUCCAGUGAAGAGAUGACCGUGGGAGCACUUCUGCCCAUGUCCUUUGGGCCUGAAGAUCUCACAAAGAAGAGAGUGCACGCUAUUCAUGAGUUUUAGUGUGUCAUCAGCACAAAGCAUGAUCCUGGAAUUUAAAACUGUCCGAAGUAACACCACUGUUAAGCAACGGCUUUGUUACCUAUUGAAUAGUUCAUGAAACAUUACCAGAUCUAACACUCUGGGGAAACGACUCCAGUGACAAUUUAUUAAAAAGAGGAUGUUUGAAAUUGUGCACAGCCAUGUAUUAUUUGAGAGCUUUUAUCUGUUCUGAGUAACAGUUUGUUGUGAUAAAACUGUAUGUAUUUAAAGUAUUUUGUUUUAUUUGUCUGUAUUAAAUGUGGAUGCCUUAUUUCACUAUUAAAUUAUUUUAAAAUAUA
Messenger RNA from Anguilla anguilla (European eel), 947 nucleotides. RefSeq names its product cytidine deaminase a (gene cdaa). Bases 136 to 630 code for a protein of 164 amino acids. NCBI's taxonomy places the organism in Eukaryota, Metazoa, Chordata, Actinopteri, Anguilliformes, Anguillidae. The transcript has 4 exons. Gene Ontology annotation, molecular function: cytidine deaminase activity; zinc ion binding. Gene Ontology annotation, cellular component: cytosol. The record is from RefSeq and is a predicted model, not a curated record.